AUGUCAUGCACCGAUUCUGAUCCGUCGUCUCAUGGCGGAGAGUAUAAGAAUUUCCGUCAAAUCAGCCGUGAUAGGUUGCUGCAUGAAAUGCUCAAAUCAUCCUCAUCAGGGGACUCAAGAUCAAGUUGGAAGGUACUUAUUAUGGAUAAAGUCACUCUGAAAGUUAUGUCUGCUUCAUGCAAAAUGACGGAUAUCACAGAUCAAGGAAUUUCGUUGGUGGAAGACCUUUUCAAGAGAAGGCAGCCUAUGCCUUCUAUGGAUGUCAUAUAUUUCAUUCAACCAAUUAAAGAGAACAUUGUAAUGUUUCUAUCGGACAUGUCGGGAAGAGAACCUUUAUAUAGGAAAGCAUUUAUUUAUUUUAGUUGUUCUACCCCAAAGGAGUUGAUUACUCAUAUCAAGAGCGAUAUGAGUGUUGUACCACGCAUUGGUGCUCUGAGAGAGAUGAACUUGGAGUAUUUUCCUAUUGAAAGUCAGGCAUUUACAACUGAUCAUGACAGAGCCUUACAAGACCUGUACAGCCAAGCUGCUGAGAAUUCUCGCCAAUUUGAUGUUUGCAUGAACACAAUGGCCAGUCGCAUUGCUACUGUUUUUGCUUCAUUGAAGGAGUUUCCUGUUGUAUGGUACCGUUCAAAGGGCAUGGAUGGAUCUUCUGCAGCAACAUUACGUGAUUUGGUGCCUGUAAAACUUGCUUCUGCUGUUUGGAACUGCAUUACAAUGUAUAAGACUACAAUUCCUAACUUUCCGCAGACUGAAACAUGUGAGUUUCUCAUUGUGGAUAGAUCUGUUGAUCUGAUUGCACCCAUCAUUCAUGAAUGGACUUAUGAUGCAAUGUGCCAUGAUUUGUUAGACUUGGAGGGAAACAAAUAUGUGCAGGAGGUCCCCAGUAAAUCUGGUGGCGAGCCUCAGAAAAAGGAGUUCCUUUUGGAAGAUCAUGAUCCAGUUUGGCUUGAAAUGCGUCAUUUACAUAUAGCAGAAGCCAGUGAAAGAUUGAGCGACAAGAUGCAAAAUUUUAUGUCAAAAAAUAAAGCUGCACAAUUACAGCAAAGAGAUGGUAAUGAGUUAUCUACUAGGGAGAUACAGAAAAUGGUUCAAUCUUUGCCUGCAUACAAUGAACAAAUGGAGAAACUCUCACUCCAUGUAGAGAUUGCUGGAAAAAUCAACGAAAUUGUCAGAGAUGAAGGGCUCAGAGAUCUUGGUCAACUCGAGCAGGAUCUUGUCUUUGGUGAUGCUGGGACAAAGGAAGUCCUCCACUAUUUAAGGACUUAUCAGGGCACAGAUAGUGAAUACAAAUUGAGAUUGGUGAUGAUUUAUGCAAUGGUUUACCCUGAAAAGUUUGAGGGUGACAAAGCAACAAAGCUUAUGCAGGUGGCAAAAUUGCCUCCUGAGGAUAUAAAGGUAAUACAAAAUAUGAAAUUUCUGGAGGGAACAAAAAUCAGAAAGAAACAUCAUGGAAGCUUCUCCCUUAAGUUUGAUUCUCAAAAGAGGCAUCAUGCAUUAAGAAAGGAUAAAAGAGGAGAAGAGGAAACAUGGCAACUCUCCCGAUUUUAUCCCAUCUUAGAGGAUUUGCUUGAAAAACUUAGCAACCACGAGAUGCCAAAGGAUGAGUACCAAUGCAUGAACGGUCCAGGUCCAGGUCCAAGUAGUCAAAGUCGGAGCACACAGGAUGCAUCAGCAAAGAGUGGCCCCACAGGUAACCAUCCACAUUCAAGGAGAUCAAGGAGGACAGCCACAUGGGCAAAGCAAAAUUCAUCUGUUGGUGGAAAUUCAAGUGAUUCCACAGUUGGUCAUACAACUACGGACUUUAAAAACAUGGGGCGGCGUAUUUUUGUAUUCAUCGUCGGCGGGGCAACCAGAUCUGAGUUACGGGUUUGUCACAAGCUUACCGCUAAAUUAAAGAGGGAGGUGGUACUAGGUUCAACUAGUAUCGAUGAUCCACCGCAAUACAUUUCAAAAGUGAAGAUGCUUUCUGGGAGUUGAUGGCAUUAUUUAUAUACACAAUGCAGCUUUUAUUUGUGGGACCCACCUGGAGAUUCUCAGGUUUAAAAUGACGAUAGGCCAAAGCCGAAACUAGGAAUAGAGAUCCAAAGGGUCCCUUUCUUCAUGCAGUGUCGAACACCUUUCAGCUUCAAACUCUGGUUUCAUGUUGUAUAUUUUCCGUUCAUAGAAAUUUCGGAUUUGCUUUUAUUAUGUACAUCCCAAUUCCAAUAAAGACGAUAUAAAAUCAUAGUAUUAAAAUUCAAUCCCAAAGUUAUUGAAAGGGUUCUCGAUUAUUCAA
Molecule: messenger RNA, 2275 nt
Organism: Cynara cardunculus var. scolymus (artichoke)
Lineage: Eukaryota; Viridiplantae; Streptophyta; Magnoliopsida; Asterales; Asteraceae
Product: protein transport Sec1a
Exons: 22
Coding region: 1-1977 (658 amino acids)
Biological process (GO): intracellular protein transport; vesicle-mediated transport
Cellular component (GO): plasma membrane; secretory granule
Molecular function (GO): syntaxin binding
Source: RefSeq, a predicted model, not a curated record